AGCAGCCAUGUUUGUUUGACUGCCUUGUGGGUCAGUUGUAGUUGCUAGCUGUUAUGUUUGGUGGCCACUACUCCUUUGAGGUGGGAAUCACAAUGGGUAGGGGAGCAAAUGAUAAAUGGUGAAAGAUGCGGCAUCGAGAAAGUAAUGAUGAUGUGGUUGUUGCUGCUAACAUCUCACGUCCGAAUCUUGAGUUAUAUAUAACACAAGUCAGGGCUCACCGGGUAACAUUACGCUAACGUUUUUUAGCUAGCUACCUGACAGCUGGAAAAUUAGGCAGCUUAUUAAAUGGCAUCAUUUAACGUUAACGCAGAAGGGGGACAUGUCCUUAACGUCCUGGCUGACGUUAGUCCAGAUAUCCAUAUUUGUGGCUUCUGUAAGCAGCAGUACAACAACUUUGAAGUAUUUCUUGCCCACAAGCAAAAUGGCUGCCAGAUUCCCUCCUCAAACAUAUCUGCCACAAAUGCUGGUACUUCUCUCACUGAGGCUGGCACAGAGUUGGUAUUUGAAGAGGCCUUCCAGGCGUGUGUGGCUAAAGUGGUGAAGAAGCCCCUUACUAAAGCCCAGAAGAGUCCCUCCAAACGGAUCAAGCCUACUGGGCCCACAGUCAGGCGGAGCUGCUGUUUCUCAGGAUGUACGUUCAAAACUCAGUAUGGUCAAAAGGAUAUGGAGAGGCAUCUCAAAACACACACAGGUGAGAAGCCCUUUGAGUGUGAGCUGUGUCACAAGCGCUUCAGUCGCCGGGACAAGCUGAACAUGCACAGCCGCUCGCACACUGGGGAGAGGCCUCACAAGUGCAAGUACUGCGCGUACGCGGCCGCAGACAGCAGCAGCCUCAAAAAGCACCUGCGCAUCCAUUACGACGAGCGGCCUUUCAAGUGCCAGAUCUGCCCUUACGCCAGCCGCAAUUCCAGCCAGCUGACCGUACAUCUGCGCUCACACACAGGUGAUUGCCCGUUCCAAUGCAACCAAUGCAAUGCCAAAUUCAAGAUCAACUCGGACCUGAAGCGCCAUAUCCGCGUGCAUUCUGGCGAAAAGCCCUACAAGUGUGACUUCUGUGACUACCGCUGUGCCAUGAAGGGAAACCUGAAGUCCCACGUUCAGAUCAAGCAUGCCUCCCGCAAUUCCUUCUGCUGCCCCGACUGUGACUUCCAGUGUGCCAACAAGAGUGCCCUUCGCCAGCACUCCCGGGGUCACCAGCCUGCCCUGCCCAUGCAGUGCCCCAAGUGCAGCUACUCCUGCGCCAGCAAGGGGGCGCUGAAGAUCCACGAGCGCGUGCACUCUGACGAGCGGCCCUUCAAGUGCCAGGACUGCAGCUUCGCCUCCAAGCAGCGCAGCAACCUGCUCAUCCACCGCAAGAAGUGCCACGCAGACAAGCCGGACAAGACGGCGGCUGAGAAGCGGCCAGGCACCGGGCGAGGGGCGAACGGCGAGACGGGCGGUGACCUGGUGCCCUCGAAACCCGUCAGCUCGCGCUACCGCGCCCGUCUGGAGGCGACGCGGGCCUUCCGCUGCAACGUGUGCGAUGCCUCGUUUGUGCGGGAGGACUCUCUGCGCAGCCACCGGCGUCAGCAUCAGAACCUCCCGCACAGCGGCUUCCUACAGCUGCCCACUCCCGUGACGUCCGCCACCAUCUCCGGCCCAGCGGGCCAGCGGCGAGGCGCGUCCAGCUCCUCCACCUCUCCUCCGGCGCCGGCCCCGGACGGCCCGCUGCUCUCCUCCUCCUACGCGGGCGCGCAGCUGAAGAUCAUCGUCACUCCGCAGCUGGGCCCGGAGGGCGCGCAGGCCUUGCUGAGCCCCGUGCAGGUGAGCCUGCUGCCCAUGCAGAGCAUGCAGCCGCCUGCGGAGGGCGCCCUCGGCCAGCAGACGGUCCUGCUCACCCACAUCUCCCCUGCCGACGACGCGGGCGCUUCGGGCCUGCCACAGACGCUGAGCGCGGACAGUUCACAGACUUUUAUCACCACCUGCUCCGACCUGGACGGACUGACCGCUCUCAUUCAGGAGGGAGGCACCGAGGUCACCGUUGUGACGGACGCCGAGCCUCCUGGCCUGCCUUCCUCCGCAGAGUGCCUGGGCCCGCCGCUGGAGGUGGUCAGCGAAGUGUCCUCUCAGGGAGACGCCAAGGCUCCGGGGGCGGUCAUCCUGGGGAGCGAGGCCCCCUGUGAGGACGGCAGCGGGUUGAUAAUGUCCAACAUCAGCGUGGGGCCUCAUGGCACCUUGCUCCUCCAUAACAUGCCCUUGAGCCUCGGCCCUCCUGAGAGAGCCACCCCGCUAGAGCCCCUGUCCCCACACAACAUCUUCUCAGACACACCUCCGGUGGACCCAGAAGACUGACGCACACUCACACCGCCAUUGCCUAUCUCUGGGAUCUCAGUGUUACUGGUCAGAAAUGCUCAAAGAAUCAUAAGCUGUGGUCCAGGCUUCACCUAGCUGACAUUUUAUUUUAUUUUAUUUUUAUUUUAUUUUAUUUAUGUUCAUAGGACAUUUGGAAUGAAGCAUGUCUGGUAGAAAUGAAUUUCUCUGGUUCACUCCUUGAUAACAGUAGAAUCAUAUCUUUAGUUCAGUAGGCUGGUACCAUGAUAGAUUAGGAAUGCAUCAUGAAAUCAAUGUGAUGUGAACAUUUGUUGCUUAAAAUGAUAAAUGUUUCCUGAGCGUCAGUUCAGUCAAACUCUCUUGUGGCUGGCUCUUGAGUGUUGUUGGAGUGGACCAUGAAUUUCUCUGGAAAUAUGAGAUAAUAAAUAUUCUCUUAUGUGAACAGAA
Alosa alosa (allis shad) is the source of this 2757-nucleotide messenger RNA. It is a transcript of the gene zfp64, whose product is annotated as zinc finger protein 64 homolog (mouse). Gene Ontology annotation, molecular function: DNA-binding transcription factor activity, RNA polymerase II-specific; RNA polymerase II cis-regulatory region sequence-specific DNA binding. Gene Ontology annotation, biological process: regulation of DNA-templated transcription. The coding region runs from base 286 to 2331 and encodes 681 amino acids. The record is from RefSeq and is a predicted model, not a curated record. NCBI's taxonomy places the organism in Eukaryota, Metazoa, Chordata, Actinopteri, Clupeiformes, Clupeidae. The transcript is spliced from 6 exons.